GCAAUAUCUAACAAUCAUCAUCCUCACAGCGACGCGGCUCCCAAGCGCAGAUGGACGGUCCAUAGCCCACGAUGCGGCAUCAAUUGACCCUCCUGCUUUCUGUGCUCUGUUCCCUUGUGAUACCCAUAUCCUCCGCGUCCGACUACCAUGAACAGCUGGUCCUGAAGCCGCUGCCCCUGUCCGCCCUGCUCGCCAGCUUCAACUUCCGGUCCAACACCACUGUUUCCGAGUUCGAGGCGCAUAACUUUCGGUUCUUCCCGCGGUCUCUUGGACAGAUCUUGGAAUAUUCAGGCACGAAGGAACUGCAUCUGCGGUUCAGUCUCGGAAGAUGGGACGCUGAGAGCUGGGGCGUGCGGCCAUGGGGCGGUACGAGGGAAGGGGGCACUGGGGUCGAGCUGUGGGCGUGGCUGGAAGCAGAUACUGAAGAGGAGGCCGAUCGCAAGUGGCUGACACUCACGAACGCGCUGUCUGGCCUCUUCUGCGCCUCCUUGAAUUUUAUAGACGGAACGCGAACGACACGGCCAGUCAUGUCCUUCCAGCCUGAGGGCGACCACGCAGAUGUGACAACCCCGAACCUACAUCUACUACAUGGAACACUGCCGAGAGAGGUGGUCUGCACCGAGAACCUGACUCCUUUCCUCAAGCUGUUGCCGUGCAAGGGAAAGGCCGGCAUCGCAAGUCUGCUUGACGGACAUAAGCUGUUUGACUCAUCAUGGCAGAGCAUGGCUAUCGAUGUCAAGCCAGUGUGCCCCGAGGAAGGCGAUUGUGUGCUAGAGAUUGAGCAGUCCAUUGAUAUGGUGCUUGACAUUGAACGUUCGAGACGGCCAAGGGACAACCCGAUCCCCCGCCCGCCUCCAGGUCAUGAACUGAAAUGCAACACGUCCAAAUCAUAUCACUCCGACGACACGUGCUUUCCCGUAGAGUAUAGCGUAGGUCAAGAGUGGUCUAUAUCCAACAUCUUUGGGAAGAGUAUUCAGGGGAGCUGUCCCCUGGCUGAUGCAGAGGUGCCGCCGGUCUGUCUUGAGCUCCCAGACAGCCGCCCUGUGUGGGUGUCGGAAGGUGUUCAAGAGAUCAGAGUUGGCGAUGGUCGGUCACGGUGCUACAAGGGCAGUCCUGAGACCAUGAUCGAGCUAUAUCUCCCACAGGUGGAGGGGGAAGGAGAGGCAGCCCGCACUGGCGCAGAUCAGUUCCUGCAGCCUGAUGUUCCGCCGCUGUAUGCCGAGCGUAGCUUGACAGGCCACGGCCAAGAGCGCGGCGGUGUCCAGACCAUCCUCACGAACCCUAGCGACACAGAGAGCGUCGAGUUCGUCUACAUGGAGUCGCUGCCCUGGUUCAUGCGCAUUUACCUGCACACUCUCGAGGCCCGUGUGACCGACACACCCAGUGGCAAGCACGAGAACGUCAUUCAGGAUAUCUACUACCGCCCCGCCCUAGACCGGACGCGAGGCACGCAGCUUGAGGUCAAGCUCCGCAUCCCGCCCAAGUCCACCGUCUUCCUCACCUACGACUUCGAGAAGUCCAUCCUGCGGUACACCGAGUAUCCGCCAGAUGCCAAUAGGGGCUUCGACGUCCCUGGCGCAGUCAUCACGAUCCUCAGCGGCGCGUCGACGACGUCCAACCUUCGCACUACGGCGCUGCUCCUCAACCUGCCCACUCCGGACUUCAGCAUGCCGUACAACGUCAUCAUAUUUACGUCCACGGCCAUUGCGCUGGCGUUUGGUGGCAUGUUCAACUUGCUAGUCAGGCGCUUCGUGGCUGCUGAUGAGGGCCCAGAGAUGACCCUUACCAGGCUAAGAAAUAGACUCAAGGAGAGGUUUGCAAAAGGCAAAGGGAAACAAGUAAUUAGGAAGGGUGGUUCUCUUUAAUUAUGGAGACACAGGGCGGGUGCAAUGGAGUUAUUUCUCAUCUGGACCUUGAUAUUCAAAUUCGCGUGGUCUCAUCCCAUCCAGCCAUAUGUUCAUCUCUCCAAUGCUCAAGAUCGACUUUGCUAUAAACUCUAUUCGAUGUUUGCGGUCUCAGUAUGCAUUCCUGCAACAAUCAAAAGCCGCUUCUCACCUG
Cryphonectria parasitica EP155 is the source of this 2058-nucleotide messenger RNA. RefSeq names its product Gpi16 subunit, GPI transamidase component. Gene Ontology annotation, cellular component: GPI-anchor transamidase complex. The coding region runs from base 72 to 1865 and encodes 597 amino acids. NCBI's taxonomy places the organism in Eukaryota, Fungi, Ascomycota, Sordariomycetes, Diaporthales, Cryphonectriaceae. The record is from RefSeq and is a predicted model, not a curated record. Gene Ontology annotation, biological process: attachment of GPI anchor to protein. The transcript has 3 exons.